GCGCCGUUACUGGGGAGUCGCGUAGCCGACGCCGAAUAGCUAGUGCGUGGCCGUGGGCGUCAACGGCCGCAGAGAAGCUACAAACUCCUAACGCAGCGAACCAGACCUCUGGAUCGCCGCCGUCAACAGCGUAGAGUCGGCCGAGGCGCACAGCUGGUUGGACAGCGCUAGCGACAUGGACCGUGAGCCCGGACGCCCUCACGAAGACUCCGGUUACCUCAACCUGGGAGUCGACGAGCUCCAGGAAGAACCCGGUACGAAGCCCACCGAGGUCUCGGGCAUCGCAACAAGUGCCGCCGUCGAGGAGGAGUCGGGAUCAGAACCUGAGCCGGGAGCGGCGGCAGCGGCAGCAGCAGCAGCAGCAGCAGAACAGGGUCAGGUUGGGGCGGGAGCUCCCGACCCCAUGGUCGACGAGAUCCAGAAGGGCGACGGCGAAGAGGAGGAGUUUCCACAGGAGCCGAUGCAGGCGGACGUGGAGGAUCCGCAGCCCUCGGACAGGCAGCCACGCUUCCACCGCUGCUCGUUCCGCCGGCUGCAACUGAAGGAGCUGGAGAGCAUUUUCCAGCGCAGCCAGUACCCCAAUGUGUUCGCUCGGAAGGAUCUUGCGAUUCCAAUCGAUGGGAGCGAAAUCAAAGCGCAGGUCAACAAGCCUGAAAACAACAAUUUGUGAGGGCAGAAAUUAUAAAACCUGCUUCAAGUCUUGGACACUUUCGUCCUAGACAUUCUAAAGUUUGUUUGUUUUUUCUUUUUUUGAUGCCUUUUCCAUGUUUAGCAAAUUAGUUUUGAACUUUGGGGGCUUUGGCAAGUGGAAAUGGGAUAAGUAAACACCAGUUUAUGGAAAUUGCCAAUUAUCAGAAGUAAUGUGAUUUCCUAAAAGAGCAAGAAAAGGAAAUCACUGUUGUUCCUAUUUCCUGUGAAAAAUUAAACAUAAUAAAGUUCAAUUUUCUUUAUUGAA
Bubalus bubalis (water buffalo) is the source of this 955-nucleotide messenger RNA. Its product is annotated as homeobox protein ESX1. The coding region runs from base 176 to 670 and encodes 164 amino acids. NCBI's taxonomy places the organism in Eukaryota, Metazoa, Chordata, Mammalia, Artiodactyla, Bovidae. The transcript is spliced from 3 exons. The record is from RefSeq and is a predicted model, not a curated record. Gene Ontology annotation, molecular function: DNA binding.